Molecule: messenger RNA, 936 nt
Organism: Mytilinidion resinicola
Lineage: Eukaryota; Fungi; Ascomycota; Dothideomycetes; Mytilinidiales; Mytilinidiaceae
Exons: 1
Coding region: 1-936 (311 amino acids)
Source: RefSeq, a predicted model, not a curated record
AUGUCUCUACUCGGCUUACCCCAAGCGCUGCGCGACCAGAUCGUUGAAUAUGUCAUCCCAACAACAAUCAAACCACACGCAUCGUAUCCAUUCCUGAAGACCUUCAAAGAAGCAGGAAAACUCGUCGCCGAACAAGAGUGCCGCCUAAUCUGGCCCAAGAACCCCAAAUUCUGGGAGCGAAACUGCGGGCUCCUCCUGACCAACCGUCAACUGCACUACGACGUCAGCAAAAGAGUCCAAAGCUUGCAAAUCCCAAUCACAUACCACCUGGACGUACUAGUCGACCACGAAAGGCUCCUCCGACCGACAUGGACGUAUAUACCGCUCCUCCACAAUCGCAUUGAUACUCUUACCAUCACGAUGCGCAUAUCUGGAAGCUGCGGCCGGUACUCAUCGACUCCGAUACCCACGGUCGCGGAAGAGAUCAAGGAGAGGACUCACGCGCCUGCAGGCAGGGAAAGCGGCAGACCGCACGCAAUAGCCAAUGUACUCCGCGAUCUGAUUCUGGAAAUCUUCAAGAAUGGACCAGCUAAAGGAACAGCCAAUGGCGGCAGCAAUCCAAAUAAACCCCUCUCCGUCAAUCAUCUCCAUAUAGUCGUCCUCUUACCAGAGAAAGAAACAUCAGGUGGCUUUGAGGUUGCCCACGACUGCUCGACCGCUCCCACGAUUAUCGGUUGGCAUAGACUUCAAAACCCAUGUCGCGGCGGCUGCGGCGCCAGACCCGACUUGCGACGGAACCUGAAGUAUUCGUUAGAUUUAAUGGUCAUUACGGAUUCCUUCUUCGACAUGUUCUAUGAUUUUCAGUGUCAAGGCGUCUUUGUCGGCAGGUUCACUGUAACUUCCACACAUGAUGGAAUAAAUGAAGUGGAAUCGUUUACACUCUCUAAUUUCUACCCGCAACUACCGCCGAGCGACAGUAUCGCAAAUAGCACUUAG